AGAGCCUCUCAUGCUGCUCACCGUGUUUCUCUGACAAACCCGAUAGAUCAACUAUACGUGGGUAGCAGUAUCAUAUUCCACAGCCAUGAUCUCAAACGCUGGAGGAGACGAAGGACCGCUUCUCGGCGCCUUGGAAUCCGAACACUUGGUUGCGUCGUUGAAGAAACACUCACUGCAAGACGUUGGAAGUCCAGAAUGGAUGAAGCACCACGACAUCGUGGAAAAGCUCAACAUACAAGCGCAUUGGAACACCUUGAGAAUGUGCGAGGAAUUUGUUGGUGUGCAGAUCGUCGAUGAGCAAAAGAUGGAAGCAGUAGUCUAUGAUCUAAUUUUGAUAGAUACUUGGAAACGUCUUGUGUGGAACAAGAUCAAGAAAAAAAAGAUCCAUCCGGAGAACACCCUGCGCGUUUAUUUUAUUCUGUAUCACGAGUCAACUGUAGUUAACCUCCUGGAGAUCCUGCUUUACAACCAGACAGCGUGCGAGAGCCUCGGUGAUGCUAUCGUAGAUCUGAUCGACUACUGCGCUAGGAAGAUCAGCGAAUUGAGCGUUUCGGACCACGACGCAGAGCUGAGCGAUGAAAGCAACAAGGAGAGAGGAGAACGGCAAUCCGCUUCAAAUCUUCUCGACAAUCCGUCCCAACAACUUCGUACCCAUUUGUCCAGCUUAUCCGUUCUACGCCAUAUUACGACGCAUCUCUCCGCUUUGCCGUAUAGCGUCAUGACGAGGAUAUUGGGGAAGCAUGAUCUGAUUGUGGCGUUGGCGUGGGUCAUGGAAAAGAAACCAUGGGAGAGGCGAAGGCGGGUGGGGAAGAAGUGGGUUGUGGAACGAUUCGGGGAGAACGGGGACUGGGCGGCGAUCUCCGAAGAGGAGAAAAUGGGAGUUGCCCCCUGGGAGGCGCAGGUGUUGCUGACGCUAUACACGCUGCUACUGGACGGUGAAUGCCGGAGCAAGUAUGAGUUCAACCCCACAAAUCACGCCAUCAUACUCAAGCUUCGGCAGCAUAUCACUCCCACCAUCCUAGAUCAGCUCCCUCCUCUCGCAUCCCUUCUCCGCUACCUCGAGGAGCUCUCCUUAUUUACCCCACCGAAUGGCGGUGUCGCAAAACCGCUGAUGGGCUUUGUGGAAGAAGUGCCCAAACUUGAAGGGGAGAUCCUGGACAACGUUGAUUUGAACACUGUCAGAGCAAAAGCCGCGGACAUGCUGAAAACCGCUGGAAAUGAGAGGGAUAUUGCCCAAUCCCUUGCGGAGACGUACACCCACCCGACACUCUCCACUCUCCUUCCCGACACCCCUAAAUGCGCCAACCCAGGCUGCCCGAACCGUUCCACUCAUCCGACGGCUACGCAACGCUGCUCUAGAUGCAAGAGCGAGUGGUAUUGCUCCCGUCCAUGCCAAGUGGAGAACUGGAAGGUGCACAAGACGGUCUGUGAUAUGCUGAAAGCUGAGCAGUAA
Molecule: messenger RNA, 1453 nt
Organism: Fimicolochytrium jonesii
Lineage: Eukaryota; Fungi; Chytridiomycota; Chytridiomycetes; Spizellomycetales; Powellomycetaceae
Exons: 7
Coding region: 86-1453 (455 amino acids)
Cellular component (GO): cytoplasm
Source: RefSeq, a predicted model, not a curated record